CCUCGGCGCUGCUGCGUCACCGCGCUGCCGUCAGUCACGUAUGCGCGAGGAAGCGAUGAAGGGGUCGUGUUUUUUAAUGAACGUUAUAAGGCGAUAAAGCUCCUAUUCGUGCACUCUGCGUUGUUGGUGGCGGGCGGCGGGAUGCCAAGGCGUGUCCUCUUACUUGAUUGUUGGGCAACGAGGGGAAACUAGCUGGCUCGCUAGCUUAGCGUCAGUAAAGCCGACGCCAGUCGGCUUCACCCGACUACUCGCCUGUGACUAAGACUAAGCAGUCAUGACGCAGAAGGUCAAUCUGUGUUCAACGACUCUUGUUGUGGAGGGUAUGACCUGUGGCUCCUGCGUUCAGUCCAUAGAGCAGCGCAUCGGGUCUGUCACUGGAGUAAUACAUAUAAAGGUGUCCUUGGAGCAGAAAAAUGCCACCAUCAUAUUUGACGCCAGCCAACGAAGUCCAGAAUCCUUGGCAGAGGAUAUUGAAGACAUGGGAUUUGAAUCAAGUCUAUCGAAGUCAAGUGCUGCCACACCAGUCUCUAUGGAUACCCAAUUAAUCCCCACCUCAGGCUUGACACCUGCAGCCCACCAGGAGGCUUUGAAAAAGCUCUCUCAAAUUCAUGGGGUCCUCAAUGCUAGAGAGAGCCCAGCCCCGACUGGUCUCCUUGUCGACUUUGUUCCUUCACUGACUUCUGUGCAGCAGCUGAAUGAGGCGAUUGCCAGCGUAAUGCCUCUGGAGACUCCAACCCUUUCUAGCCCUUUGCCCAAAGGCCCAACUUUGUCUCCCUCUAACAGCAGUAGCGUGGUGGUCCUGAAGUUGACCAUUGAAGGAAUGACCUGUCAUUCAUGUAUCACCACUAUUGAAGGAAAGAUUGGGAAAUUGAAAGGAAUUAAAAAGAUCAAAGUUGGUUUAGACUCUAAAGAAGGUACAAUCCUGUACCUGCCUUAUCUCAUCACUGUCCAAACCAUUAUCGACCAGAUUGCUGUGGCUGGCUUUAAGGCAACGGUCAAGUCCAAGCCCCAUCCUCUGAAGCUGGCCUCCAGUGAAAUUGAACGUUUUGUUGAUUCUCAAAAACUAACACUUUCUUCACCGUCCGAAACUUCAGACGAGACAGAAAUAUUCAUAGACACAACACUCGUCACUCUCAGGGUGAAAGGCAUGCACUGCCGUUCCUGUGUAGUCAACAUCCAAGACAAUAUCUCUGUGCUGCCUGGCGUCUCCUCAGUUGAGGUCUCUCUGGAAAAGGAGAUGGCCUCCAUCUGCUACGAUCCUCUAAAGGUCACAGUGCUCCAACUGCAGAAGGCAAUUGAGGCACUGCCUCCAGGAAACUUCAAGACUGAUCUCAGGGACUCUUCUAUCCCUCUUGGUUCCCUGUCCACGCCUGCCGUAUCAUCACAGCCUGCGGGAAUAUUCCAUACCAAAUCUGCAGUCUCUCAACCUUGUUUUGCUCAGCCCCUAGCCUCUGUGGUUAACAUUCAGAUUGAGGGCAUGACAUGCAACUCCUGUGUUCAGUCAAUAGAAGGCAUGCUUUCCCAAAGGAAGGGUGUAGUAUCAGCCCAGGUAUCUCUGAACAAUCAGCAGGGAGUCUUUGAGUAUGAUCCCCUCCUAACCACACCGGAGGAGCUUAGGGAAGCUAUCGAGGACAUGGGCUUUGUUGCUUCCUUAGCUGAGACACCCUCUCUGCUGCCUGCAUCUGAUCUCAGUCUUUUGAAGUCUUCGAGUCUAGCGCCUGUAAAAGAGAGGGAACAUGAGACUCAACUACACAAAGCAACCUCACAGGGACAAAUCGGAGAAACACGCUCUAAAUGCUACAUCCAUAUUGGUGGGAUGACUUGUGCUUCCUGUGUAUCAAAUAUUGAACGAAACCUUAAGAAUGAACCGGGUAUCUACUCUGUCCUUGUAGCCCUAAUGGCCAGUAAAGCUGAGGUGCGUUAUAAUCCCGAAGUCACUGACCCUGAGAAAAUAGCAGUGUGUGUGAAGGAGCUGGGGUUCACUGCCUCCGUGAUGGAGAACUAUGAAGGUUCAGAUGGAAAUCUAGAACUAGUGGUUAGGGGAAUGACGUGUGCUUCUUGUGUUCAUAAAAUUGAAUCCAGCCUCAUGAAAGAAAAAGGAAUUAUGUAUGCCUCUGUUGCCUUGGCAACGAACAAAGCGCACAUUAGGUAUGACUUGGACAUUAUAGGGCCGCGAGACAUCACCAAGCUGAUUGAGAGUCUGGGAUUUGAACCAUCUUUGGUAAAGAAGGAUGGUUCUGCCAGCCACCUAGAUCACACUAAGGAGAUACGACAGUGGAGAAAAUCAUUUUUGGUGAGCUUGAUUUUCUGCGUGCCUGUGAUGGGCAUGAUGAUCUACAUGAUUAUAGUAGAUCACCAGACGAAUGUUUCACAUAAUCACAAUGCUACAGUGGAGGACCGCAUCCAUUACCAUUCCGACAUGUUCUUAGAAAAGCAGGUGCUUCCAGGCCUCUCCAUCAUGAACUUCCUCUCUUUUCUCUUUUGUGUGCCUGUGCAGUUUAUUGGUGGCCGUUACUUCUACAUUCAAGCCUACAAAGCAGUAAAACACAGAUCAGCCAACAUGGAUGUGCUGAUAGUUCUGGCUACCUCCAUUGCCUUCACUUACUCAGUCGUUGUCGUGUUAGUGGCCAUGGUGGAGAAGGCGAAAAUCAACCCCAUCACUUUCUUUGACACUCCACCAAUGCUCUUUGUCUUCAUCUCUCUGGGUCGUUGGCUAGAACAGAUAGCCAAGAGCAAGACAUCUGAGGCUUUGUCUAAGCUGAUGUCUCUACAAGCUACUGAGGCCACAGUAGUAACACUUGGCAGUGACAUGUCUGUUCUUAGUGAGGAGCAAGUGGAUGUUGAGCUGGUGCAUAGAGGUGAUGUUGUAAAAGUCGUCCCUGGAGGGAAAUUUCCAGUAGAUGGGAAGGUCAUCGACGGACACUCCUUGGCAGAUGAAUCUUUAAUCACAGGUGAAUCCAUGCCAGUGAGUAAGAAACCUGGGAGCUCUGUUAUUGCAGGCUCCAUCAACCAGAAUGGCUCCCUUCUUGUCAGUGCUACACAUGUUGGCAAGGACACAACUCUGGCUCAGAUUGUCAAACUAGUGGAAGAUGCUCAGACUUCAAAGGCUCCCAUCCAGCAAUAUGCAGAUAAGAUCAGCGGCUACUUUGUGCCUUUCAUCGUUUUCGUAUCGGUCCUUACACUCAUCUCAUGGAUCUUUAUUGGGUUUUUGGACUUUGCUCUAGUGGAGAAGUACUUUCCUGGUUAUGAUAAGAGCAUUUCCAGGUCGGAGGCAGUGAUUCGCUUUGCCUUCCAGGCUUCUAUAACAGUGUUAUGCAUUGCCUGUCCCUGUUCCCUCGGCUUGGCAACCCCGACGGCUGUCAUGGUGGGCACAGGGGUUGGAGCCCAAAAUGGCAUCCUGAUAAAGGGUGGAGAGCCACUUGAGAUGGCGCAUAAGGUUCAGUCAGUGGUAUUUGAUAAGACUGGGACCAUCACGAAAGGUGCUCCAGCUGUUGUCAAAGUCGAGAUGUUUGUGGGGGGCAACAGGGUGCCUCGUUCCCGACUGCUGGCAAUUGUGGGUACAGCUGAAAACAAGAGUGAACACCCUCUUGCUUUAGCAAUCACCAAAUACUGCAAACAGGAGCUUGAAACGGAGUCUGUUGGCACAUGUACAGACUUUCAGGCAGUGCCAGGUUGCGGGAUUCGAUGUCAGGUCAGCAACACUGAGUUCUUGCUGAAACAGGUGGACGGUGACAGAGAUGACAACAACCAGCGUAACAGCAUCCUUGUCCAUAUCAGUGACAAUCAUAUAACCUCCAGCUCCCAUCCUCUCAUCAUGGACCCACAGCCCCCGAGUCAUGUACAGACAGCCACGUACACUGUCCUUAUUGGCAAUAGAGAGUGGAUGAAGAGGAACUGCCUGGAGGUUUUCGCUUAUGUAGAUGAGGCCAUGAUCUACCAUGAAAAACAAGGACACACUGCUGUUCUUGUGGCUGUAGACAACACACUGUCUGCAAUGGUAGUUAUAGCAGACUCAGUGAAACCAGAAGCUGAGCUGGCAGUGCAAACUCUGACCCACAUGGGUAUGGAAGUUGUACUGAUGACUGGAGACAACAGCAAGACAGCACGAGCCAUCGCUGCUCAGGUGGGGAUCCGGAAAGUCUUUGCUGAGGUGCUUCCUUCCCACAAGGCAGCCAAGGUGGAGCAUUUGCAAAAACAAGGAAAAAUAGUAGCGAUGGUGGGUGAUGGUGUCAACGACUCCCCUGCUUUGGCCUUGGCCAACGUGGGCAUUGCCAUAGGAACUGGCACAGAUGUGGCAAUUGAGGCCGCAGAUGUUGUAUUGAUUAGGAACGACCUUUUGGAUGUAGUAGGAAGUAUUGACCUUUCUAAGAAAACUGUCCAGAGGAUCAGGAUCAACUUUGUCUUUGCCCUUAUCUACAACCUGCUUGGAAUUCCUAUUGCUGCUGGCGUAUUUCUUCCUAUUGGUCUGGUGUUACAGCCAUGGAUGGGUUCUGGUGCAAUGGCACUAUCAUCAGUUUCUGUGGUUUUGUCGUCCCUUCUACUCAAAUGUUACACAAAGCCCACCGCUGAGAGGUUGGAAGCGAAGCUUGGUAACAACAGGUGGCAUGGCAGCCUGUCUGAAAUCAGUGUCCACAUAGGCAUGGGUGAUGCACGCCGUCCAUCACCAAAACUCAGCCUGCUAGACCGCAUUGUCAACUACAGCCGAGCCUCCAUCAACUCCCUGCGCUCCGACAAACACUCUCUCAACAGCUUUGUGCUCAAAGAGCCCAGCAAACAUACACUGCUGGUGGAGGAUGCACCGUGUGAGGAGGAAAUUUGCUGAAUGCGCAACAUAACAAUGUUAUACCUGCCUAGACGGAAAUAUUGGCUUUUUCGUGCUAAGUGGAUUGUAUUGAAUAAUGUCUCAUUCAUCUGUAAAUCCCUCGAAGCAGAUGUGUUGACUUGAAAUCUGAGAUGGCCUUUAUUUUCUAGAUCAGCCAGUCAACAGGUGCAUUUCUGAGCUGCCUGAUCUGAUGUUCUAUUAUUUUUGUGGAGGUCAGUGCCCUCUUGCACACAAAUUGGUCCUUUGACACUUGAUUGAUGCUCUUGAUGUAAGCAUAAAGCAUCUUAAGGACCCUGAAGACACAUUUAGGAAGCCGAGUUCUGCUCUUCUGCCACUGUGGUCAUUAGCCAGUACAAUCUGUGACAUCUAUCCAAAGACAUUUUAAUAGUAGUGCCUCUUGUAAGUAUGGACACUACAGUGUUGGGUUUUAACUCAUGUUCCUUUAUAUAGGGGGAAAAUAUCAUUGUUGUAUAAUUCUAUUUCAGAGUAUUUAUAUUAUUUAUCUUUUUUCAUUAUAUUCUGGUAAAUGAAGAUGUUGUAUCCAAAUGGAAAUUUUAUUUUCAGCUUCCCAAAAUGUGCACGGUAAAUCACAAAAUAAUCAAGUGAAGAGAUCUAGAGAGCGUGACACAAGUCCCAUUAGAAAUACCACCUUGGCAAAGUCACAGGCAUUCCAAAGAUAGCACUAGGCAGAGGUUACCUUGGACUUAAUGUGCACAAACUGAUAAUGGGUCAAAGACUCAACCUGAAGAAGGUGGUUGUAAAAUGGCGAAGCAAAUGUUUGUUGUAGGUCCCAUAAUGUCAGCACGUUGCAUCUUUAGUGAAUACGAGAAAUCUCAGUGAAUGUGAGUAUUCAAGUUGAACAACAGUUGUUUGUGCUUGUUACUUUUGCAGACUGCAGUGAGAGGAUCUCUGCUGUCAGCCGGCCAAAUAUUUAUUACAUUUUUUUUCCACUGCCUCAACAGGCAGGAUGGUGUUACCAUUUCAAAGAGGAAUCAAGGUGCAACUUUACUCUCUUCUUUUUCAAAUGGUAGUUAUGACUCAAGCUGUUGCAUUUGUUCGGAGGAACAAAUUUAAACCCAGGGGUCUGGGAAUCGCAGUAGUCUGCAGCCUGAUCGGGUUCACCACUGAGUUAGAGGAAAGUAUUCAUUCUUUCAGGAAACAGUAUUGUGCCAGCUGUAAAACUAAGGCCAAGCCAGUUACAUUUUACAGCCAUCAAACUGCUUUAUCUGCUGCAUCAUAUUAGUAAAUAAUCACUACACUUAAGCUGAUCGUGAAAAUAGCAGCCAUUUGUUUGUUCUUUUCCCAUGAUGCAUUACUUGCUGUAGCAAUCACAGCUUGUUUUUGUUUGUGUGUGUGGUAUUUGUAAAGACACUUUGCUCCAGACCCGCAGUCAAAAUAAGCAAGUUGCUGUUUGCUGUCUUUAAUAGUUCAUCUGAACAUUAUGUGCCUUGAAUAAAAUGCUUUUCUAAGUUCA
Molecule: messenger RNA, 6296 nt
Organism: Betta splendens (Siamese fighting fish)
Lineage: Eukaryota; Metazoa; Chordata; Actinopteri; Anabantiformes; Osphronemidae
Gene: atp7a
Product: ATPase copper transporting alpha
Exons: 23
Coding region: 275-4822 (1515 amino acids)
Biological process (GO): monoatomic cation transport; copper ion homeostasis
Cellular component (GO): membrane
Molecular function (GO): ATP hydrolysis activity; ATP binding; copper ion binding
Source: RefSeq, a predicted model, not a curated record